UUUCAUGCUCCCUCUCUCUCUCCCUCUGUCAGUGUCAUUCAGUAGUGGAGAUGUGGAGUGUCUUUCUGUCUCUCUGUCUGUUUUUUCAGCCCAAUUCAGCUGAGGAAGUGAUGCUGCUGGACACAACAGAGUCUACCUCAGAGCUGGGCUGGACCACCUAUCCUGACACGGGGUGGGAUGAGGUCAGUGUCCUGGACGACCGGGGGAAGCUCAUACGAACCUUCGAGGUCUGUAAUGUCAACCAAAAUCCCCGUCAGCAAGACAACUGGUUGGCUACGCCCUUCCUGUACCGCCACUCUGCUCCACGGGUGUUUGUCACGCUGCGUUUCUCGGUGCGUGACUGCGCCAGCCUGCGAUCACCGUCACCCACCUGCCGGGAGACGCUCACCCUGUACUACAAACAGGCCGACUCUCAGAGGGAGCUGGAGAGGACCUGGGCAGCCGAGCCAUCCAGCGGAGAGAAGGAGACCAGGGAGGGCUGGGUGAAGAUCGACACCAUCGCAGCUGAUAAGAGUUUCUCCAAGGUGGAGCCCAGCUCACCUCACCAGUACCAACCCAACAGAUACAGCCGAAUCAACAUCAAGACACGCAGCUUUUCCCCACUCACACGCAACGGAUUCGUCCUGGCCAUCGUCGACAGCGGAGCUUGUGUUUCCCUCAUGGGCGUGUCUAUCUUCUACCGGCGCUGUCCAGCCACCAGUGUGCACUUGGCAUCCUACCCGGCGACACCUUCAGGGGCGGAGCCGACUGCCUUAGUUCCCGUGAGCGGGACGUGUGUCCCCCACAGUAAAGCACAGGGAGGAACGCCCCCUCGUAUGCACUGCAAUGCUGAAGGGGAGUGGAUGGUUCCAGUGGGAGGAUGUGUCUGUGAUGAAGGCUACGAGCCGAACGUCAAUGGAUCCGCCUGCUUGGCGUGUCCAGUGGGCUACUUCAAGUCGGUUGCAGGCUCCGUUCCCUGCUCGGUGUGUCCCUCCAACAGCAGAACCAGCCAGGAGGGCUCGAGUGUGUGUGAAUGUCGCAGCGGAUUCUACCGGGCAGCCAACGAUGCCAACUCUUCUGCCUGCACAACUCCUCCAUCUGCUCCGGUCUCGCUGUCCUGGGAGUAUGAGAGCGGCGAAGGCGGGGUGUCCCUAAGGUGGCGCCCUCCAGUGGACAUGGGAGGGCGCAAUGAGGUGUGGUACGGGGUGGUGUGUCGCAUCUGCCCCUCAGCCACCUUCACCAAUCCAGCCUCAUGCUCCUGGUGUGGGGAGGGCGUCACCUUCAGCCCCUCCCAAACGAACCUGAAGCAAACGAAGGUCACCCUCAACAACCUGCUGACCAGAGUCACUUAUCUCAUACAGGUGCAAGCCAUGAAUGAGGUGUCAGCUUUGAGUCCUUUUCCAGCUCGAUACACGAGCAUCAAUUUCACUACGAGCCAGUCAGUUCCCAGCACAGUUCCCAUGAUGCAUCAGCUGAGCCGAGCCCCAGACUCCAUCACUCUCUCGUGGCCUCAGCCGGACAGGCCUAAUGGAGACAUCCUGGAGUACCAGCUGAGAUACUACGACAAGGGUUCGGAUGUGGACAGCGCGGCGAGCGUGUACAGUGAGACCAACACAGUGACUGUCAACUCUCUGAUCCCCGGCUCCAUCUACGCAUUCCAGAUCAGAGCUCGAAAUGAGAGGGGAUACGGCCCCUACAGCAACACCAUCUACUUCACCACGCUGCCUCUGGAAGAACACUCACAGCAAAUCCAGAACCGACUUCCUCUGUUGGUUGGGUCAGUGAUGGGUGGAGCAGCGUUCCUCCUGGUGGUGGCAGCCAUUGUGGUCGUGGUGGUAUUUCGCAGUCACUCAUGUUGUUUGCUUUCACGUGGCAGUAAGAGGAGGGAGAGUCCGUACAGUGACAGACUGCAGAGGUACAUCAGUAACCGAGGUGGAGUUAAGUAUUACGUGGACCCAUCCACUUACGAGGACCCCAGUGAGGCUGUCAAAGAGUUUGCCCGUGAGAUAGAUCCCACUCAUCUCAAGAUUGAGGAGGUGAUCGGUGCAGCCCAGUUUGGAGAGGUUUCUCGAGGCCGCUACCGCCCGCUGGGUCGCAGGGAGGUGCUGGUGGCGGUGAAGACUUUACGCUGGGGGGCGUCCGACAGAGAGAGGGGGAUGUUCCUCAGUGAAGCAGGGGUCAUGGGACAGUUUGAUCACCCUAAUGUACUGAAGCUGGAGGGUGUGAUCACGCGUACGCCCCCAGAGAGAAUCAUCACUGAGUUCAUGGAGAACGGGCCCCUGGACGCCUUCCUCAGGGAGAACGAGGGCCAGUUCAGCGUCCUCCAGCUCAUCGGGAUGCUCAGGGGAGUUGGUGCAGGGAUGCGUUACCUCUCUGAGAGAAACUUUGUCCACCGAGACCUGGCGGCUAGGAACGUGUUGGUCAACUCCAACCUGGUGUGUAAAGUGUCUGACUUCGGCCUGUCCCGACUCAUGAGGGGCCUGGACCACAACAUCCCUACAUACACUGCCUCACUGGGCAGUAAGAUUCCCGUGAGGUGGACGGCACCAGAAGCCUUUCAGCAUCGCAAGUUCAGCUCGGCGAGUGACGUCUGGAGCUUCGGCAUACUUAUGUGGGAAGUGAUGUCGUAUGGAGAGCGUCCAUACUGGGACAUGAGCAAUCAAGAAGUGAUGAAGGCGGUAGCAGACCAGUAUCGUCUCCCUGCCCCCCACAACUGCCCCUCUGCCCUCCACUCUCUCAUGCUCCAGUGCUGGCAGGCCGAUCGAGGGGACCGGCCAGGCUUCGACUCGCUCCUUUCCUCCUUGGAUCGGCUCAUCAGGCACCCUGCCUCCCUCAAGGUGGAGCCAACUCGGAGCUGCUCUCAGCCGCUGCUCAGCCCCACCCCCACGGACUUAACGUCAGUGGCGACUGUCAGUGAUUGGCUGAAGGUGCUGAGGAUGGAGAGAUAUCAGGAUGAGUUCGAUCAGGCACACCUGGACACGUUAGACAGAGUCAGCAGGCUCAACAUGGAUGAUGUCCAGAACCUCGGGGUGAACCUGCUGGGACACCAGAGGAAGAUCGUCAGCGCAGCCCAGCAGCUCAGAGCCUAUCUGUCGCAGGGGCAGGUGGAGGUGUGAAAUCCACCCACACAACAACCUGUGCCAUGGAUCUCUGUGGUUUUCACACUCUGCUUGUUGUGUAUGGUUUCAUUCAUUUCGACGGAGCACAUUUAAACCAAAACAAAAAAGAGAAUCAGCUUUUGUUUGAGGAAAAAAGCACCGAGUGCCACUCUCUGUAUUCUGCUACACUUCGACCGACACUACAAUCAGAAGGGGUGAGACAGAGAAUCGGACUUCCUGCCAGUCACUCACAACAAAUGACACAGGAGAGAUGCACCAUGGGAGCUGCAGUCCGGGUCAAAGUGAGGUUAGGGAGUUGCCGAGGAGGAGGAAGAGGAGGACUUUAAAGAUUGCUCUAUGUUUUUCACUACAUUUCACUUUAUUGUUGUCUGUCCUCUUCUCUCCUCACCCGUCUGCAGUCCUACCUCUCACCUUCUCUUCCACUACCAUGAAACUUGUCAAUUUCCCCACCCUCAUUGAGUAGAAAAAAAAUCUAAAAUGUUUUUGUUAACAUACUUAUGGAGAUCUCUCCACACAAAGAAUUGCGUGAAGACAAUCAAAGCCUUUUUUCUAAUAUUUUUUGAGCUGUUUGUAAAGUUGUAUCACUUCCUCUCUACUUAAAACGCCAAAUGCUAAAAGCAAAAAACAGUUUACUACCUAGCAGCCUAUGGUUUGCCUUAUGAGGUAUUACCAUUAGCUUCCAGAAAAAUGUAUAGUUUGUUCAGUAGUUCCAACAUAAUGCUAUAAACCACCUGUCCAAAAUCAGUACUGCAAACCCUGAGGUUAGAUAUGAGUCACUGCCAUGAAUGUUAAAAAGAAACAAAAAAACUUUGAAAAACUGUAAGCCAUGUUCCCCCCUCUUUAAGACUUAUCCAGGGUUUGAGAGCCGCCCAGUUUGUACAUCUCACUCUCACUGUAGUGUCUCUCAGCAACAAUGGAGCUCAUGUACUGUGAUACUUCAAAAGUCACCUCAGCUGCAAACACAAACGUCAAUCUGCGAUGAAGACAGAACCGAACAGCACCCACCUUUAUGUGUACAUUUCACCCUUCACCUCUUUUUUUUUUUUGAUUGCUAGAGUAAAGACACUGAGUCAUUGAAGCGUUGUGAAUGUGUGAAAUGGGAAAGACGGACAAAAUCGGAUUUACACUUGAAGGAAGGAGGCGAAAUGCUUUGUAAGUAUGUACCCGUGUGUGUGUGUGUGUGUGUGUGUGUGUGUAACGUGUGUGUGUGUGCUGUAAAUGAGGCUGUGGUAAUGUGUGCAUCAGGUAUAUGCUGUACAUGACGCUGUGUGUGUGCGAGUGUGUUUGAGACAAGUGUGUCAGGCUACACACAUUAUUAGCUGUGUUUACUUGUACGAGUGUUCACCACUAUUC
Messenger RNA from Epinephelus moara (kelp grouper), 4451 nucleotides. It is a transcript of the gene ephb6, whose product is annotated as eph receptor B6. The transcript is spliced from 19 exons. NCBI's taxonomy places the organism in Eukaryota, Metazoa, Chordata, Actinopteri, Perciformes, Serranidae. Gene Ontology annotation, biological process: axon guidance; cell surface receptor protein tyrosine kinase signaling pathway; central nervous system projection neuron axonogenesis. Gene Ontology annotation, cellular component: neuron projection; plasma membrane. Gene Ontology annotation, molecular function: protein binding; transmembrane-ephrin receptor activity; ATP binding. Bases 51 to 3095 code for a protein of 1014 amino acids. The record is from RefSeq and is a predicted model, not a curated record.